GCCGCAGCCGCUGCGGCUGCUCCGGCUGUUGCAGCGGCUGCAGCUGGUGCGGGCGCUAGUCCGGCUGCUGCAGAGCCCAACAGUGGUACCAAUGGAUCCCCUGCAGCAGUGGCAGCAGCUGCAGCCACCAAUGGCACAGAGGGCAGCACAGCCCUCAACGAUGACCAGGAUGCCAAGCGGCGCAAGUGCCUGGAAACAGACGAAGCUCAAGAUGGAGCGAGCACCAUGAUUGACCCGAACAGCGUGCUCAAUAAGAUCGCCCACAUGUAUGCGGAACAGCUGAUGUCGGACAUUGUUCUGCUGGUGGAUGGCAAGGAGUAUCCGGCGCACCGCGUCAUACUCUGUGCGAGCAGCGAUGUCUUUCAGGUGAUGCUGAUGAACCCACAGUGGAACGAGUGCAGUAAGCACGUGAUUGAGCUGCACGAGGAAGCCUGCUGCUCGGCCGUGUUUCCACAGUUCAUCAAGUAUCUGUAUGUGGGCCAGAUCGAGGUGACACUGCAGACGGUGAUGCCAAUGCUGGCGUUGUCCGACAAGUACAAUGUGCGGGAUCUCAUCGAGCUGUGCAUCGGCUAUAUGACGAAGCAUGUGGCCAAGGCGGCGACCAAUGGCUUCCUGGUCUCCUGGCUGCAGUAUACGCUCUCGUUUACGCCCACGCACAAUGAUCUCACCGAAACGCUGAAGCGUUUCCUCAAAAACAAUUUGGAACUGGUGGCCGAGUCCAAGGACUUUGUGGAAAUGGAUCCGGCCAUCCUGCAGUUACUGCUGCAGCAGAACGACAUCGUUGUCACCAGUGAGUACAAACUGUUUAGCAUCCUGCAGACGUGGCUGCUGCAUCGCCGUAAGCUAAUCGAAGCCCAACCGGGCCUCAGCGCCGAGAAGAAGGCCAGCAACUUCAUGGAGCUAAUCGAGCAGACUGUCAUGCACAUACGCUUCGCCAUGAUGACGCCCCGAGAACUUUCACUCGUCGUUCCGUUCAUGGAAUAUCACAAGAAAUUUCUGAUCGAUCGCAUCGCCAUCGGCCUGAGCUAUCAGUCCGGGCAGGAAGAUCGCGUGCGCGAGGUUCGCGCAACUGAAGGCGGCCAACUGCAAUUCACUCCGCGUCUCUACUGGAACGACACGUGGAGCCUCGGCAUCAAAGUGCACAACUUCGACAAGAUCGAGGACUAUAAAAACUAUGUCACCUGCUUCUUUUCGCAACGACACAUUGCGGAGACCAAGGACGACGGCUGCAUGAUCUGGGAAAUCGAGUUCUUUCCGCGUGGCGUCAAGUACAACAAGGCCAAAAUGGUCUGGGGCGAGGACGUGCCCGGCUAUGCGAUCAACACGGUGCGGCUGCGAGUCACGUGCCAGCUGAAAAAUAUUGGCGAGGAGCGCUUCAAGGUUGCCGUGCUGAUUGUUGGCGUGCAGAACAAGAUUGAGCACAUACGCACCGUGGUGCAUCGCACGGAAUACUUUUCGGAUAAUGCGCGUGUCAUCAAUUUGGAUAAUCUGCUGCCCUUCGACGAACUGGAGCAGACCUCCCGCAACUUGAGUCCACACUUGACGGGCAGUCAGCGCAAUACGCUCUCCCUGCACGUCGUCAUAACGCCAAUGGAUGCGCACACCUGCCGUGAUGCGCCUCCAUUUCAAUUUUGAGCCAAUCAACCAAUGAAAAUAGACUUCGCGAUGAACAUCUACCAAUUCCUUGGAAUGAAAUGCAGAAGAUUGCAGACUGCGGACAGUGGCGCUUGGCCUUAUGCACUAGCAUAAAGCUGAGAUCUCUCUCUCUCUCUCUCACUCGCUUCAUUUCUAUUUUGAGUUAAUCAACACACACACGCACACAUUUGCAAAAUAGAGAAAGCAUAAUAGUAGCCGCCCAGCCCCUGGUUGAUCCUAGUCGUUGGAAGCUUUUAGCUUCGAUCUGCUCGAAUUGUGUGCAUACACCUAGCUCUAUGUUUAACUGUACAUAUAUAUGUAUA
Molecule: messenger RNA, 1958 nt
Organism: Drosophila arizonae
Lineage: Eukaryota; Metazoa; Arthropoda; Insecta; Diptera; Drosophilidae
Gene: Tango10
Product: transport and golgi organization 10
Molecular function (GO): protein binding
Source: RefSeq, a predicted model, not a curated record